Diachasma alloeum is the source of this 2845-nucleotide messenger RNA. RefSeq names its product multiple epidermal growth factor-like domains protein 10. Lineage: Eukaryota; Metazoa; Arthropoda; Insecta; Hymenoptera; Braconidae. The coding region runs from base 1 to 2676 and encodes 891 amino acids. The record is from RefSeq and is a predicted model, not a curated record. The transcript has 6 exons.
AUGCGAUCUGUGACUUUGGUGAUAUCUGUGAUUCUGCUUUAUUCAGUGUUCGGCGUUACUCGGGGUGAAUUGCAAGAUUGGGAUGGCUCAUCGGUUUGCAAAGAAUGGAAAAGUCGGAGAACAUCGAGAUACGUCCCCUACGUAGAAACGUACCGCAAACGAGUAUUCUUCAUCUGGCGAACGAUGACCCGUUUGAACUACAAAUGGGAGUGGCAAACAGAAUGGUAUACCUCCGUCGAGUGUUGCGGUGGCUACCACGAGGAGGACAAUACCUGCAGGCCGACCUGCGACGGCGACUGCGGACAUGGACUCUGCAUAAGUCCCCAAAAAUGUUCCUGUGAUGUUGGAUAUCGAGUUCAGAUGAGCUCCUCCGGUCAAACGUGUAUUCCAGAAUGUAUUCAUGGCUGCAUCAACGGCAUCUGCACAGCUCCGUCGAUCUGCACUUGCGACGCUGGUUAUGAACUGUCAAAUGACCAUUACACAUGUAUACCAUCGUGCAAGCCAAGAUGUGGGAAACACAGUCACUGUGUUACGACAAAUAAGUGUGAGUGUAUCGACGGAUACGAAUUGAAGAACAUCACGGACAGGUACAGCGCAGGUUCUCCUGCAGUUAGUUGUGAGCCACUUUGCUCCCCUGAUUGUGGAGCCUACAGCACCUGCAUUGAGCCAGACGUGUGCCAAUGCCAGGUGGGCUACGAGUCCCACUCUAUCCAUCUAAUUGGAAACCCAGUUUCAUCUUCAAGCGAUUGUCAACCCGCUUGUGAGCCAACAUGUGGUGAACACAGUGAUUGUGUAGCACCAAAUGUAUGUGCAUGCAAGGAUGGUUAUUCUCCCGUAGAUGAAGACAUGCAUCAUUGCGAGCCAGUCUGUAUCCCAUCUUGCGGAGAAAACGGCAGUUGCAUUGAGCCCAACAAAUGCCAGUGUAAUAAAGGUUACAAUAUCGUACUUGAGAGAAACAAUGACACCCUCGAAGUGACCUCCGUUAGGUGUGAGCCCAUCUGUGAUCCACCAUGUGGAAUCCGCGGAGAUUGUAUUGCUCCAGACACUUGCUCCUGCGAAGAUGGUUGGGAGCUCACUUCAGCUCAUAGUCUUGGUCCGAAGUACUGUUCACCGCAUUGCAAGGUUCACUGCGGAAUGCAUGCUGUCUGCACAAAGCCAAAUGUCUGUGAAUGUAUCCAUGGUUUCGAAAUGAGUGCCAAUCGAACUUCUGACACAAUCGAUUGUCAUCCCGUUUGUGAUAAGCCCUGCAUCCAUGGAACCUGCCUUGCUCCAAACUUAUGCAUUUGCGAUGAUGGUUACAAUAUCGAUACCGAUGAUUCCUUCAACUGCGAACCUGUUUGCGGCACAUCAGGCUGCGUCAAUGGUGUCUGUAAAGAACCAAACGCCUGCUCCUGUUUCAAUGGAUACCAACUCAGUUCUGAUCCUCAACAAUCUUACGUGUGCGAACCGAUCUGCGAUAAGUGUAACAACGGAACAUGCUUUAAACCUGGUCUGUGUGUCUGCAAUGACGGUUAUGAAAUGAGCAAAGAUGCAGGAUGUGUUCCAACUUGCUACGGCGGAUGCAGAAAUGGGACCUGUGUGGGUCCAAACAACUGCGUCUGCGAUGCAGGCUUCAAGUUUAUUGACAAAAUUCCAGACGUGGUACUCGAUCCGUCCAUUCUGAGUUUGUGUGAGCCCAUUUGCGAGGUGGAGUGUCAAAAUGCCACCUGCACAGCGCCAAAUACAUGCACUUGUCUCACUGGAUAUCAGAAAAAUGAUCAAGGUGAUUGCAGCCCAAAUUGCGACGGUCGCUGCACGUUUGGUGAUUGUGUGGCACCUAGCCAGUGUCGAUGUAAGGAUGGUUACAUUGCGGUUGACGAAAGGGAUGGUGAGUUUUGCCAGCCACACUGUGGUGAUGGUUGCACUAAUGGCAAAUGCGAGUCUCCUGGUAACUGCAAGUGCGACGAGGGCUACGUCUUGGACAUUUUCAAUGCAACUCUCUGUCUUCCUGUCUGCGAACCUGACUGUGGUCAUGGUGAAUGUAUUGCACCAAAUGACUGCCAGUGUUACGAGGGUUUUAUUAAGGAGAAUGGAACAGAUAUAGAGGGCCAAGUGAGUACCUGUGUCAAUGCUUGUGGUAGUGGCUGUGGAGAUCAUGGGAUUUGCGACUUGGAAAACCGGACGUGUCACUGUUUUUACGGUUGGAGUGGUAAAAAUUGUGGAACCGCGACAUCCUGCGGGAUUAUCCUUCACGAGAAUGAUGUGGAUUUACUCCGAUGGAUUUCUGAUAGGAAUGAAACGAACGACACCAGGGGGAGUUUUGAGACCGUAAACUGGCACGGACCUAGAUGCAGCGAAAAAUGUGAACUGGAACCGAGCGACUCCACUAACGGCUGCUAUCGUCUUUUAUCGGAUGAUGAACGAUAUGGCAAUGACACCAGGAUCGUGUGUUUCAUGAGCGCGACUUUACCCUGCAACGCCGCAGAUCUACAUUCAGAUAAUCUCGUUUACUCUGGAAUAGUCGGUACUAUCGUCCUCAUAAUUGCAAUUGCCGGUACGACUGGGGCGGUUUUACUGUUAGCAAAAAGACGCCGAAAACUGGAUUGCAAUGCUAUCCGGGAUAAUAGUGACAACCUGUUGGAACAAUCAGACGCCACGGAUUCGUUGAUGCGCAGUGAAGAGUAUUCUUACCUGUGAAUUGAAUAAUUGAAGUGGAUUUUUACGGUGAUAGUUCUACGUCUGAGUUACUCAACGAAAUUGGAGAGCAAACGACACUGAAAUUAUUUACAAUCUGAGAGGAGUAACAGACUCGAGUAUAUUUAUUUUAACUGCGGUAUUAUCCUUUGCAUAUGUAUACCCUUUUCAA